GUUUUACUCCCUUAAAUAAAAACGCAUCAGCCGCACGGUAGCGCUGGUGUUGCUAGGCAACACACCCGCCAAAUUUCAGCUGUAAAUCCAAGAUGGCGUCGCCAACCCGUGAGGAUAAUUUAAUCGUUCCUACGAGUAUACACUGGACAUGCGAUGACGUGGCAAACUGGAUCGAAGAAAUUGGAUUCCCACAAUAUAGAUUAUGUUUUACAAACAAUUUAAUCGACGGCAGAAAGCUUGUUUUAAUGGACGCAAGUAAUCUCCCGAAGUUGGGGGUGACGGAUUUUGACCACAUACUCUUUAUCGCCUCAAGUGUCAGAGACCUCUUAAACAUAGAGAAACCAUUCUGGAACCGAAGCAUUGCUGACCCUGCAAGUUCACCGAUGGAGAAUUAUCUGCAAAUUAAAAGUCGCACCGGACCUUCUUUGGAUAAACUUAGUUAUUCACAAUUUCUUAGACGUGGUUACUAAUGUUAUGACGUGUCGUGGGGUCACAAUGACGUAUUUGUGAUGUAAUGAUGACGUAAUUACGUAAAUGUUUGCACGUGUCACAUUACUAGUAAUUAUGUUUGUUGUUUGUUUUGAACGUUUUUUUCCUAAAAAUGAAAUAAAAAGUUGUAAAAAGUUUUU
Ciona intestinalis (vase tunicate) is the source of this 629-nucleotide messenger RNA. Its product is annotated as sterile alpha motif domain-containing protein 15-like. Lineage: Eukaryota; Metazoa; Chordata; Ascidiacea; Phlebobranchia; Cionidae. The record is from RefSeq and is a predicted model, not a curated record. Gene Ontology annotation, molecular function: protein binding.